UAAUUGAUAGUUAAUAAGCGAAAUCACGUGCAGGACGACAACCCUUGUAAACCACGCUUUCAGGCCAGGAAGGCAACGCAGCAGCAGCCUUUGUUCAUUCAGACCACGUAAUUCGACAAUUUCGAAUCAUUUGCCCUGCGUUUGUCUCUUCAAGAGUCUUUUUGUUCGUUCAGUCUUCUGCAGAACAUUCAGUUUGCUGCAUUCAAUCCGACCGCAAUGGCUGGCAGAAGUAUAGCGCUCUGCUUGCUGGUAGUCGCCCUCCUAAUCGCCCUCGUCGACGCUGCUUCGUUCGAGCGCAGCAUUCAGGAAUACAACAACAAGCCGGUUCGUCCUCCCUUUCGAUCUUAUUCACUGUCUUGUUUGGAUGUGUAUGCGUGAUGAAUUGCGCCGGGCAUGGGGCUAACUUGAUCCAGGUCGAAAUCAAUGCCGACGCUAUCGACACCGUUCCUGUCCAAUUCGAUGGCAGGAUCCUCGAGUACUACUAUCUCGAGCGUGCCCCCGGCACAAAGGGCACCGACGAAACAGUCAUCCUGAGAACAUCAAUGGGCGUUGUUCAGAUUUCGAUUGAUCACGGAAAGACCUGGAAAGAGGUCUCCUCCGCAAACCAGGUGAUUGCCAUCUAUCCCCACCCUUACGUAUCUGAUUACGUCUUCUUGGUCACCUCCACCAACCAGAUCCUGGUCUCUACCAACCGUGGACAGAAGUGGGCUACCUACAAGACCCCCAAUGCUCCCAACACUUUCUCCUCCGUACCUUUCCUCUCCUUUCACAAGUCUCGUCCCGACUGGGUCAUCUGGCACGGUCAGAUGGAUUGUACCAAGCUGCCCGCUGGUACUGCCUGCGGCGUUUCCACUCACUACAGUAAGAACGCUGGGAAGUCCUGGACCGCAAUGGUUGAGCCGGCUUUGGACUGCAUGUUUGUCACCGGAAUCCAGCAGCCGACAGAUGAGAACCUCGUCUUUUGCAAGCGACUCCUCCCCGCCGGCGGCAGCAACGUGCAGACCUACGUCCAGCUGAUUUCGUCAACCGAGUUCUUCAAGAAUGAGAAAAACACGCAAGUUCAUUUCAACGACAUUUACGGCUUCGCUGUCCAGAACGACUUUGUUAUCGUCGCCUCCGUCGCUAACGAUCGGGCGUCGAUGCGUGCUGACGUGUCUGUCGACGGCACCACGUUCGCCGAAGCAAAGUUCCCGCCAGACUUCAAGGUCUCUGUCACUCAGGCCUAUACAAUCCUUGACACCUCCACAAAGGCGAUCUUGAUGCACGUCACUGUUAAUCAGAACCCUGGGGCUGAGUACGGAACAGUUUUGAAGUCAAACUCGAACGGAACUGAUUACGUCACAUCGCUGGAUUAUGUCAACCGUGACGUUCACGGAUACGUUGACUAUGAACGUAUGCAGGGAAUCGAGGGUAUCCUGCUGAUGAACACCGUCUCCAAUCCCGUUGAGGCGGCCGGUGGGGCUCAGAAGAAACUGCGCACGAAGAUCUCGUUCAAUGACGGCGCAACGUGGUCCUACCUGAUCCCGCCUACGAUUGACUCGCAGGGUAACCCUACUAGCUGCUCGGGUGCCUCCGAGCUCUGCUCUUUGAAUCUUCACGGAUACACUGAGCGCGAGGACGUUCGGGAUACAUUUUCCUCUGGGUCGGCUGUUGGAUUGAUGAUUGGCGUUGGAAAUGUUGGACCCCAGCUCACAACUUAUGGAGAAGGCAACACCUACCUCACUCGCGACGCUGGUCUUACAUGGGCUGAGAUCAAGAAGGGAACGUUCAUGUGGGAGUAUGGCGACCAAGGCUCAAUCAUCGUUCUCGUUGCUUCGCCUGUUCCUACCAACACUCUGCAAUAUACGUUUGACGAAGGUUCUACCUGGCAGGAGCUGCAGUUCAACGACGAGCUUGUCACCGUUGCCGAUAUCAGCACUGUGCCGUCUGAUACGAGCCGCAAGUUCUUGAUCCAUGCUCAUCCCCAGGCGUCCUAUGGCGACAAAACGUUGAUGAUCCAUGUCGAUUUCACGGGUACCACCGCGACAAAGUGCAAGAUCGACACCAAGAAUGCCAAGAACGAUGACUUUGAGCUCUGGACUCCUGCAAAGACUCCAGGCGAUACGAGCUGUCUGUUUGGCCACAAGACUGAGUACCGUCGCAAGAUUCCUAAUCACUUCUGCUACAUUGGCGAUGUGAUCCCGCAGCCUCACUCUGUUAGCACAAACUGCACGUGUGAGAGACAGGAUUAUGAGUGCGACGCAAACUACCGUCUUGCCAACGACGGCUCAUGUCAGCUCGUUCCUGGAUAUAACCCUCCCAACCAUGCCCAGCAGUGCGCUGAGAAUCCAAACCUGAUCGAGUACUUUGAGCCUACGGGAUACCGCCGGAUUCCUUUGACCACCUGCGCCGGAGGCUUGAACUUGGAUCAAAUUACAUCAAAGGCGUGCCCGAACCAUGAGAAGGAGUUUGGUAAGCUGCAUGGAGGAAUGGGUGGAUUCACAAUCUUCCUUCUUGUUCUUCUGCCGUUCUGCAUGGCUGGUGUCAUUGCUUAUGUGCUCUACAACCACUACUAUGGCCAGUACGGACAAAUCAGACUGGGCGAGACUGAUUUCGAUAUGCACAUCGGUCUUGGUACCGAGAACGGACUGCUCAAGUACCCGAUCGUUGCUGUUUCCGCUGUUGUUGCGUUUGUGAGCGCUCUUCCGAUGAUUGUGCAGCAGCUGGUCAACUCGCGCUUCGGACGGGGACCGUCUCGACCCAGUCGACUAUAUCGCUCGGAAAUUAGUAGCCGGAAUUCAUUCCCGCUUGGCUCACGCAACGGCGGUGUUGCGGGCCGGUACCAGUAUGCUCCUGUCGACGAGAGCGAGGGACAGGGCUUGAACGGUGGAAGCCUGCACGACGAUGAGAUGCUUGCGUCGGACGAUGACUCGGACGACGAUUUCGGACACAUGAUUCCACCGGACGCGCCUCACGUCAACCUUCCUGCACCUUCAUCGCCACAAUUGUCUGCUGCACCUUCGUCACCGCCUGCUGACAUUAUGACUCCGCCAAGUCCUGCUAGUCCAGAUGCUGAUCUGAGGCCUGUCAGUCCUGAAAUUCCAGCUCUGGAUCCGCCCACGAGCGUGGAUAAGAGCGGGGACUCACAGCCAUGAUUUUAGUUCUUUUUCCUUCUUAUUUUUCUUUCUAUAACUUUAUAAACUUAUUUCCCAACGUCGUCUCAUUCUUGUACAGAAGUUCCGCCCUUUUAUUUUCUGUUUUUUUUGUGUAUAGAGGCAGCCCGAAAACGAGAGUGAGAAUGAGAAAAAGAGCGCAGAGCCGUAGAGGUUAUGUGCCUUUUUGUCUGUCUAUCCUGGGAAAUUCUAAGUGGAGGCAAAGUUUGUGGUGUCGGUAGUUGUUGGUAUUACAAAGGUCAGUCGUUUGAAGUGGCUGUUGUAAUGGGAUUUGGGUAGUUUUCUGUGGAAUAAAAGUAGAACGAGCUCAGUGCAAGAAUAAACAUAGCUCUUUUCCUCUAUCUUGA
Molecule: messenger RNA, 3499 nt
Organism: Myxozyma melibiosi
Lineage: Eukaryota; Fungi; Ascomycota; Lipomycetes; Lipomycetales; Lipomycetaceae
Exons: 1
Coding region: 378-3134 (918 amino acids)
Biological process (GO): Golgi to vacuole transport; Golgi to endosome transport; protein targeting to vacuole
Cellular component (GO): Golgi apparatus; membrane
Molecular function (GO): protein binding
Source: RefSeq, a predicted model, not a curated record